Clonostachys byssicola is the source of this 2988-nucleotide messenger RNA. NCBI's taxonomy places the organism in Eukaryota, Fungi, Ascomycota, Sordariomycetes, Hypocreales, Bionectriaceae. The record is from the annotation of a GenBank genome assembly.
AUGUCUCUUCGCAAAGAUCUCAAGCACACGGACAUGCUCAUCCCGGAUGACAAAGUCAAGUUCCACCCACCAACGGGUCUCUCCGUUCUCAUUGUAGGUGCCGGAGUGGCAGGCCUCAUGUCGGCGCUCGAAUGCAGACGCAAAGGCCACGAUGUUCGUGUCAUUGAGAGGGUCCCAUCCCCAAGUACUGAAGGGGACUUUUUCACAAUUGGCAGCCAAGUCAUUCGUCACUUCCAGCUCCAUUGGCCCAAGUUAGCCGAGGAGUUUGACAGGAUCAACUACACCGGACUGAUUGCUUACCAUAAAAUCACUGGAGAGCGUGUCUCUGAGCCCGAAGAACCAUCGUUUGUCAAUGUCACAUACACCCACCCAGACGGUACAGAGAGAACCGUCAAGUGGCAUCGCCACAACCGACCCAAGUUCGUCGCCGCCCUUUUGGACCAAGCCAAAAGUGUCGGCGUUGAAGUGAGUUAUGGUCACCGCGUCACUGACUACUUCGAAGACGAGGAGGCAAAGGAAGCAGGUGUCAUCCUCCAGGAUGGCAGUAAGCUCAAGGCUGAUGUUGUCAUUGCUGCUGAUGGUGUGGGCACCAAGAGUCAUAACCUCGUAAGUGGCCACGACAUUCGAGCUUACCCAAGUGGAUUCUCCAUUCUUCGUACUGCGUUUCCCAUCGAACUCGCUAUGGAGGAUCCUGACAUUGCGGCACGAUGGCCUUUGUAUGAUGGUUCGCGCCCACUUGUUGAGAUGUGGCUAGGGGAAGGGCUCUCUUUCGGCGUUCAGAGAUACACUGACCUCAUUGCUUGGCACAUGACUCACAAGGGGACCAAUACAGGCUACGAGUCUUGGAGCCAUCACAUCGAUGUCAACAAGGUCCUUGAAAUAACGGCUCAGAUUCCUGGAUUUCCCGAGAUAGCCACCCGAUUGAUGAAGAAGACACCCAAGGACGGCAUCAUCGACUGGGAGCUCAUGUGGCGCGACCCCCGGGAGAACUGGGCGUCGCCUCAUGGCCGUGUGAUCCAGGUGGGAGACAGCGCCCACACGUUCCUCCCAUCUUCUGGCAACGGUGCUACACAGGCCAUGGAGGACGCCAUCUCCUUGGCUACUUGCCUCCAGAUUGGCGGGAAGAGUAACAUCGGUCUCGCGACCAAAGUCCACACCAAGCUUCGAUUCCAGCGCACUGCCUGUUUCCAGCUGCUGGGGUUCAUAAACCACCAGCGUCAGAACAAUACCAAGUUCGCGGCUGUCGAGGCCGACCAGGCCAUAUAUAAGACACACAUAGGCAAGUGGGCAGACCAUGAUCCAGAGGCUUAUGCAUAUGCCAACUAUGGCAACAUUGUCGCACACUUAUUUCAAGGGACGCCGUUCAAGGCCACGAAUAUUCCACCUGGGUAUGAAUACCAGCCGUGGACCAUCCAGGGCCUCUUGAACGACAUCGAUGGCCAAGGCUCGCUCUUUCUUCGUGGCUGUCAAGAUCGCCAAGUUCGAGCCGCCAUGUCAGGCCCAGGGACCAGAUCCAGAACCGGUUGCUUGACCUGCAAGAAGCGCAAGGUGAAGUGCGACGAGGUUCACCCGAUCUGCUCACGUUGCGUUUCCCAUCGCUUCUCCUGCGACUGGCCUACUUCAGAUAGCGUUGUUACAAGACCACGAGUGGCCAAACCAGCUUCAAAGUGUCUCCAUCCCCGUACGAGACAUGCCAGAGAUGGAGCCCCUGUCGACAGGCGGGCGGGCUCUCGGCGACGACCUCCCCUUGCCCCAACCAUCACAGAGCCGCAGAUUCGAUGCAGAAACUCUCUUAUCCUGGAGCCAAAAGACAAGCAAUACCUCCAGUUCUUCUCAUCCACAACAGUCUUUGCCCAGUAUGAUUUCGGAGACACCAGCUGUCUUCGCUACAUCACGCAGGAACUGGCAUUGUCUAACAGCAUCAUCAUGAACAUGGUUCUCGCCAUCUCCGCCAGUGAGAUGCAUCGGCAAGGUCUCCAAAGUAAUGGCGCCGAUUGCGGUCUGCGUCGUUACGCUCUCGCCAUGGAGGAUUUGCGUGUGGGCCUAGCACGAGUGGCAGACGUCAGGCCGAAGAUAGGAGUCGAGAUCCUUCUGUUAUCCAUUUUUCUGAUGCUAAACUACGAGAUUCACUACUCGACUUCGCCAGAGCGUAUCAAAACUCAUCUGGAGGGUCUUCGUGCCCUAGCCUGCUCGAAUGUCAUCUUCCUUCGCCGCGAAGCAAAAUAUGACCAUCCGGACGAAGAAGGAGAGGCUGCCAACAUCUCCAUGUGUUGUCAAAUCAUUGUGUGGUCAAUAUAUGUCGAUAUAUCAAUGACCAUUUCGGGCGCAUCCAAGUCCCUCUUAACCGAGCUCACCGGAUCGCGUAGCCCUUUAUUCGACUUCCGUCGUCUCUGCGCCAAUGCUCGACGCACUAAUCUGCUCCUAUGGAAACAUCGGUAUUCGCCUCAGCAACGAUUGAGAGAUGCCACGUUCGCGCGGCCAAUGGAAUUCGGUUUCCAAGUCUUGUCGGCUCGAUUUCACAUUUGGAACUGGGAAGCCAACGGCAAGCAUUGCUCAGAUACCGAGAACCACCCGUCAUCAUGGCUCAGCCGAUUAUUUGAUUCGCAGGAAUUUUACUCGGAUUUGUUCAUCAUAGCCGAUGUUGCUAAUGAACUCACAUGGAGAGUCGGCACGGAGGUCGUAGUACGCCUCGUCUGCUUCUUCUGGGCCACAAUUCUUUAUUAUUAUCACGUCACUGGAGAAAACGAAGUCGCAGAAGGCUUCCGGCAGAACUCAGCGUGCAAGCUUGCCCACCUCCUCUUCGUCCAUUCUCAGAAUAUCGCUGAUAAACGCCAGCAAGUUCGGAUUGCAUGGCCGGUGUUCAUCGCUGCCAUCGAGACGACAGAUCAAAUCCACAGGGACUGGCUGCUUGGCAGGCUAAGGGCUUGCCGUGAGCUGACAUCGGAAUGCCGCUGGUUAUGUCUGGCGGCGGAAGGGAUGCUAAGAUAA